AUGGAAACCUAUGAUGUGAAAUCAAGCCAGUGUCAUGUUGGGAUUUUGUUCUGCAGUGAAUGCAACAACAUGUUGUAUCCUAAAGAGGAUAAGCGUACAAAAACAUUAUACUACGCAUGUCGUAACUGUGAUUAUUCCCAGGAAGCAGACAAUCCCUGUGUUUAUAUCAACAAACUGGAACAGGAAGUUGAUGAAUUGGCUUUAAUUGUACCGGAUGUUGUUCAUGAUCCAACACUGCCUCGAACAGAAGAUCAUAUAUGUCGUCGAUGCGGUAAACAAGAAGCUGUAUUUUUUCAAUCACAGACAUUGAAAGCGGAAGAAAAUAUGCGUUUAUAUUAUGUUUGUACCAAUGUUGAAUGUUUACAUAAAUGGACUGAAUAGAUAAUGUACAUAUAUAUAUAUGCUAUGAAAGGAAGUCCUGAAUAAGAACUAAAC
Messenger RNA from Schistosoma bovis, 435 nucleotides. Lineage: Eukaryota; Metazoa; Platyhelminthes; Trematoda; Strigeidida; Schistosomatidae. The record is from the annotation of a GenBank genome assembly.